Molecule: messenger RNA, 867 nt
Organism: Plectropomus leopardus (leopard coralgrouper)
Lineage: Eukaryota; Metazoa; Chordata; Actinopteri; Perciformes; Serranidae
Source: RefSeq, a predicted model, not a curated record
GUGGACGGGUUCUUCACGCUGGUCUUUGGUCUCAGCAGCAUCAACACGCUGACAGUAAUCAGUAUCACCCGCUACAUCAAAGGCUGCCAUCCCAGCAGAGCGCGUCACAUCAGCAGGACGAGCAUCUCCGUCUGUCUGCUGCUCAUCUGGAUCACAGCCGGAUUCUGGUCUGCUGCACCGCUGCUGGGCUGGGGCAGCUACAAGGACCGAGGGUACGGGACGUGUGAGAUCGACUGGGCCAAAGCGAGCUACUCAGGCGCCUACAGGUCCUACAUCAUCUGCAUCUUCGUCUUCUGCUUCUUCGUGCCCGUGCUCGUCAUGCUCUUCUGCUACGUGUCCAUCAUCAAGACGGUGAAGCGAGGGAACGCCCUGUCCGCCGAGGGCGACCUCACCGACCGCCAGAGGAAGAUGGAGCGGGACGUCACCAUCGUCUCCAUCGUGAUCUGCACGGCCUUCAUCUUGGCGUGGUCGCCGUACGCCGUGGUGUCCAUGUGGUCCGCCUGCGGAUUCCACGUGCCCAACCUCACCAGCAUCUUCACGCGGCUCUUCGCCAAAUCCGCCAGCUUCUACAACCCGCUCAUCUACUUUGGCCUCAGCUCCAAGUUCCGCAAAGACGUGGCGGUGCUGCUGCCGUGCACACGCGACACCAAGGACUCCGUCAAGCUCAAGCGUUUCAAGCCCAAGGCCGAAGCCCGCCCCAAAGUCCCUCCCACCCGUGCAGAGAAGAAGUACUCGCCCGGCCCCCAGCCUGACCCCGCCCCUGAGAGCCCGCCCAGCACGCCGCCGCCCGCCAACAAGGAAGUGUUCUACAUCGAUAUGCCCCGCCCUUCUGAGACCCGCCCCGAGUUCGAAUGUGACAGACUCUGA